AUGGCAAAGAAAAGGAAGCAGUCACAACCACGGCCUACCACCAUCGGUGGUUAUACUAAGGCUAUCAAAGACCUAGAAGCCUCUCUGGAUGCUGAGCAAGAAACGUUGGCGCAUAUGCUGUUGGACUACUCAGCUUCUGACCCCGGUGUGAGGGGCUGGAAGAUGUCUCGUAUCAAGGGGGCCAAGGGGAGAGUUUCUGCUUCGAAGGCACAUUUGGGUCAGCUCAAGAAGGAGCUCGAGGCUCUCCGAGCAAAAGGAGAGAAGGCUGGUGAGCAGGGUGGAGGGCCUGCCAGUGAGAGUGGUGCUCCUUCGCCCCUGACUUCGAUUGAGGACGAUGGCCUCGAUGCAGCGUUACUUGAACCGGACGACAAUGUCGAUGACCCAGAGCACGACGAACAAGUUUUGCACGGGAAUGACGUGUUCAACUUGGCAGAGGACGACAAUGAAAUGAGGACGACCGUCAAAACCUUUGCGCAGCUUCUCGCUCCCUCUCUGUUAGAAACCGCGCCAGCAACUCGCGAUAAACCAACUGAGCCAAAAAGGCCGCUAUCACCGGUAUUGGUCGCCUACUGUCGAACGGAAGACGGAUAG
This is a messenger RNA of Coprinopsis cinerea okayama7#130, 591 nucleotides long. RefSeq lists its product as hypothetical. The transcript is spliced from 5 exons. NCBI's taxonomy places the organism in Eukaryota, Fungi, Basidiomycota, Agaricomycetes, Agaricales, Psathyrellaceae. Bases 1 to 591 code for a protein of 196 amino acids. The record is from RefSeq and is a predicted model, not a curated record.